AUGGCGCGCGCGACGGCGCGCGCGUCGACGCGACGCGGCGCGCGCGAGGGACGCGCGAGGGACGGGGAGGGAAACCUCGCGCGCGAAGAUUAUCGGCGUCGUCGGGGGCGCGGACGUCGGCGUCGCGCGGGAACGAUCGGCGGCGCGGCGUCGACGGAGGAGACGACGUCGACGCGCGGGCGCGCGGAGAGCGCGCGAUACGACGACGCGGAGAUACCGCGAGGCGUGGGGAGCGCGACGAAGGCGGAGCUCGCGCGGUGGCUGGAGGGGCGACGCCUGCCGGGGCAAAAGAUGGCGCUGGAGGUGAACCUGGCGGAGGGACGAGGGUUGGUGGCGACGGAGGAGAUCAAGCGGGGAGAGGCGUUGCUCGGGGUGCCCAGGACGACGCUGAUCACGGUGGAGCGAGCGAUCGCGGAGGCGAAGUUGGGGCCGAAGCACGCCGAGCUGCAGGAGUGGAGCGUGCUGGCGACGUUUUUGGCGCAACAGGCGCUGGCGUUGGAGAGCGGGACCGCGGGGACGUUCGGGGAGUACAUCAGGGCGCUGCCUCGACGCACGGGGAGCGUGUUAGAUUGGCCGGAAGAUGAGGUGGAUAAGCUUUUGAAGGGGUCGCCGUCGCGCUUGGCGGCGGCGGAGCGACAGGAUAGCGUCAACGCGGCGAUUGAUGAGAUUCGCUCGUACUUUCCCGAAAUCACGGUCGGAGCGCUUCGAUGGGCGUUCGAUAUUCUUUUCAGUCGUUUGAUUCGUUUGGACGCCAUGGGGGGCGAGCUCGCGCUCGUGCCGUGGGCGGAUAUGUUGAACCACAAGCCGGGGUGCGCGGCGUUCAUCGACUUGAACGGCGACGCCGUCAACCUCACCACCGAUCGAUCGUACGUCAAGGGCGAGCAAGUGUGGGCGUCCUACGGUCAACGACCAUCGAGUGAGCUUUUGAUCUCGUACGGUUUCGCCCCAGAGGUUGGUGAAAACCCAGACGACGAAUACGCCCUCACGCUCGGCGUCGACGUCAACGACCCGCUCGCCGACGCCAAGGCGCAAGUGCUCAGAGAUAUGGGCCUGAGUCCGGUGGAAACGUUCCCGCUUCGCUUGAACGGGUACCCGCGUCAGUUGUUGCAGUACGCGUCCUUCAUUCUUUGUAACCCGGAGAAGCCGAGCGAGCUUAAGGGUUUGGCGCAGUCGGCGUUCACGGGGAGCGCGAACAUCGGGCAGUCGAUUUUCGAUUCGGUGCGCGGCUUGACUAAUGGCAAGGCGCGCGGGAAGCAAGGGGUGAUUUUGGGUGGCGUCGCGGGUGAGAUAGCGGUUCGAGAAAUGCUCGCGGACUUGUGCGCCGAGGCGUUGAGCGCGUACCCGAACACGCUCGAAAAAGACAAGGGUCUGGCUCAAGGGCGCAUGCCCGAUUUCCCCGGCGCCGACGCGUGGACGGGCGUGGCGCCGGACGCGAUCCGGGCGACGCAGCGUUCGGUCUCCGCGGCGCGUGUGCGCGUGUCUGAGCGACGCAUCUUGGCCAAGACCGAUAGUGAAGUGCGUUUGCAGUUGCGCAAAUUGAAACAAAAGUCGUUGAUGGACGACUUCAAGCAGUAG
Molecule: messenger RNA, 1575 nt
Organism: Ostreococcus lucimarinus CCE9901
Lineage: Eukaryota; Viridiplantae; Chlorophyta; Mamiellophyceae; Mamiellales; Bathycoccaceae
Exons: 1
Coding region: 1-1575 (524 amino acids)
Biological process (GO): peptidyl-lysine monomethylation
Molecular function (GO): protein-lysine N-methyltransferase activity; protein binding
Source: RefSeq, a predicted model, not a curated record